AUGUUAAAAUACGAUGCCCAAGUGUCGCUGAACAUUGCCCGAGUAUGGCUUCAAAGUGGAUGGGCCAACGAUGCCCGCUUCCCAUUGUUAUUGAUCGAAUGGAGUGCUCACGGCAUACCAUGGUUAAUAUUCAGUAUCAGCGUGUUUUUGUACAUCUGUAUCAAGAAUUAUGACACCGAAACACAGUGGAAAUGGGGCGUGUUACUGUUUGGUAAGUCUUGA
Molecule: messenger RNA, 222 nt
Organism: Bursaphelenchus okinawaensis
Lineage: Eukaryota; Metazoa; Nematoda; Chromadorea; Rhabditida; Aphelenchoididae
Source: the annotation of a GenBank genome assembly